AUGCCAAUUAUAUCAAUUGGAAGGCAAAAGAAUAAUUAUAAAGUAAUAAUACGAUCAUUAAGAUUUAAAUUAUGGGGAAAUAAUCGAAUGAUUAUCAUCGAUGACCUAGAGAUUAAACGAUACUCAAAGACAACCAAAACACCUUCAAAAAGAAAACAACAACAUCAUCCGGACACGGCAAACUCCAAUUCAUUUGUAAACAUAUUUCCCGUGAAAAGAAUACCUAGAACAAUUGUCAGCAUACUUAUUCGACAUAUACCUUCAAUUGAUAUCGAAUUCAGACAUGUACUUUUCUUAUCUACAAAUGAUCAUAGUACAAGAAUAGAAUAUAUGAGAUUCAACCUUGAAUCCAGAUAUAGUAAAAGAUUCAAUGAUGAAGUGAAAUAUAAAAUGUCAGUUUCUAUUAAUGAUCUACUACAUGAAACUAACACCAAUAAUGGGAUUAUAAUCCAACCAUUUUCUUUGGCCGGAUUCAGAGUCGAAUUUAAAUUCCUGGUGAAUUUCUAUUCUGGUGUAAUGGAUAAAUUGACCCUGAAGAUGAAUAUAAGUGAAAGUGAUAUCCUGAUAUUUAACGCAAUGAAAUAUUACAUCUUUGCCGAAUGUGAUGAAGAGAAAGAAAGAGUUGAAGCCACAAUUACAAAACCUAAUGAAGAAUUCAAAGGAGAAGCUACUAGAUCAGUACCGCCAAUUGAAAGAUAUUAUAGAACAGUGUAUUCAUUAGUCUCAGAUAUCACAGUACAUCUUGAAAAUUGCAAGAUUUCUGAAAUUCCUAUUGCAACCAUUGAUCACAAUAUUGACAUGAAAGAAUAUUUCAGUGCCACCAAACCACAAACCUAUCUUGAAGUUACUACAAAGUCAGUAUCGUUUAAUUUUGCAAGAUUAUAUAAAGAAGCAGCGGGAUUUGAAGUCUUAUUUGACCCUGAAAAGGAUAAACCAUUUCAUUUGACUUGCUCAGUUCAAUUACUUAAGGUUUCCUUUGCACAAAUGAUCCAACGAGAAAAUGGAACCAAUUCGAAAAGCAUGGAUGAGAUUUUAAAUAUACCAAACUUUGCAUUGACUUACAAAACAAAUGUCUUAGAUCAAUUAGUAAAGGCAAAAGGGUUUAAAAAUUGUAUAAUUGAAGUUUAUUUUUCAGCAAGUACUCCAAUUCUUGAUAUGAACACUAGACAAUUAAGUGCUGUCCUUUAUAACAUUGUAUUAAUUCAGAAAUAUUCAAAACUAAAGAGGAUAAGACGAGCAUUAGCAGAUUGGGCUAUUGAAAAGGAACAGCAACAUGUGGAAUCAGACGAUGGUAUAGAUGAAGAUACUCCCCAGGAACUUGAUAUAUCAUUCAGACAAAUGACAGCCAAACAUGAAUCAUUAAAAGCGAGAAUAUGGCGACAUGUGAAUGAAAUUUAUCCGCAUUUAGAUAUGAAAGUAGUUAUUGAACAACCGAGGUUGGUUCUUCGUCAUUAUGAACAAAGCAAGAAUACCCAAAUCUUAACAUUUUCUUAUUCAUUGUUCAAUUUUAGUUUAUCAACCACAGAAUCAAGAGAUUAUCAAUCAAGUUGUCAAAUAUUAUAUCCAAAACUCAUCUAUCAAGAGAAGUCCUGCAUUUCUUCCCAUGAAGACAAUAAUGAAAUUAUUAGAAAACAAGUAAGUGGAUUAAGUUAUUUUGAUUUAAAAUUUAAUCUUUAUAAGAACUUGAAAUUGAGAUGUUCAAUGGAUCUUAGUGAUUUAGCAUUUGAUUUGACAAAUAUUGAUAUUUUUAAUGGGAUUAAUUCUUUGUUGUUGGAUAUAACUAAAAUUGCCGAGACUGAUCUUCAGAUUGGUGUUAUAAAUGUUGCAUUUAAUGAAGAAUUAGCUAGACUUCGAACAAGAUUAUUGAAUAGAAAUGAUAUUUAUGAUGCUGAUUUUCUGCCCGCUAUUAAGAAAUCAUUAGAAGAUUCAUUAUUUAGAUAUUUACCAAGAUGGCUCAUAGAUAUGGAAUUCAAAUUAUCGAGAUUGAAUAUAUUAUUAGGAUCUAGAUCAGUAUUAAUUCCCAAGGAACAAUUAUCAAGAAUGAAAGGAGAAGAUUUCACUUCAGAUUUCAAUCAUGAACAUGAAUUACGGGCCUCAAAUUUAAAAAUUGAGACACUUGAUAUCAAGCUUGUGAAUAAUAGAAUACAUCGGAAUGACUAUGUUUCAAUUGAGACUGCACCAUUUAUAUCGUCAUCACUGGAAACUUUGGCUUCAUUGGAAGAUGAUAUAUCCUAUUGGACAAUGACCUCGAAUAUUGAACAAUUGGCGGUGGAGACAAGAAGUAAUUUGGAAUUAAAGCUAUCAUCAUCUUCCUCAUUUGAGAAUUUAUUAACCAUACCUUCAUUUAAAGCAACUGUGUCAGCCAUAUGUGAUAGUAAUCUCGAGAAUAAAUUAGUGGUUGAUUUUGAUUGUGGGAAAAUUAAAUUUGAAUAUGAUAAAUAUAAGAUAUUCACCUUGAUUGGAUCAAUUUAUUUAAUUGAUGAAUAUAUCGUGGGGCCACUUCAAUUUGUUCGUAAGAAGAUGAAGAGAGAAAUGGUCAAGUUUAACAAUCCGUUAUUUUCACCUCGAGAACAAGAAAGUAAAAGAACAAUAUUGGAUUAUUUAAUAAUGGAUAUGAAAUUGGAAGGAAUAGAUAUGUUGUUACAUUUAGGAAGUGAUUUCAAUCUGAAAUUUGAAUUUAUGAAAGUUAUGGCCAAUAUCAAUGAAAAACAAUUUAGUUUAUCUGUAGGUCUUCUGAGACUUUUGGCUGAUUCUCCAACAGUUGUGAAAAUGUGGUGUCGUAUACUUUGUUUAGAUAAUUUGGCAGUAUCUUUCCGGUUACCUCAUUUAUUACGUGAUUUAAAGAUUGAUAUAACUACUGAAGCAAUUCGACUUUUCCAACCCCAUGAUUUUGUGGUUUAUAAAUUAUUUGAUCAUAUUUCAGUUGCUUGGAAACUUAAUAAGCAUUUAUUUAAACAAUUAAAGAAUCAAGACCCAACCAAAUCAGAUCUGAAAGUCGUACAUCCAAAACUCCAGAAUGCGGUCCGACUUCCUCUUAUUAAAGUUAGAUCCAAAUAUCUCAAGUUUAUGAUGGAAGAUGAUCCUUUUGAAGCGGAAUUAGGAAUGAUUUAUCAAUUGGGAAGAGUUGAACAACGGAAAAGAAUGGAAUUGUAUUCUUUGUUUGAAACUAAAGCCGAUGAGGAAGAUUAUAAUGGUGAUGCAUAUUUUGAUAAACUCCAUAGGUUGAAUACGACGAUUUCUUCAUCUUGGAUUAGGAAAGUGAAAGUUUACAAAGCGAAAUUGAAAGAUGAAAUAAUAGAUAAUAGGAAAUAUUUGUUUGGAUGUGAAGCAGGGAAUGUUGAUGAGAGGUUAAAUGAAGAUGUUGUACCGUAUUCUUGCAAUGCUCCCUUGUUUAGUAUAUAUAUGGAGAAUGUUGAUUUGGAUCUUGCGGCACCGAAAUUUGAUUUACAUGAUCUUCCGAAUUUUAUUCAUGCUGUUGGUCAAGGAGUUCCAAAGAGUACAUUAUAUUCAUUAUUGAUCCCAAUGUAUUUGAAUCUUGAAUUAAGUGAAUUAAGAAUGCAUUUACGUGAUUAUCCAAUUCCAUUAUUACAUGCUCCUCGAAAUAAAGAUAAAUCGAAUCCAAGUGUUAAGUUAAGAGGUCAUUUGAUAAUCACAGAUCAACUUCUACUGGCAAUGGAGAAUAUUAGAAAGAUAAAUGUCCAAUUAACACCCCAGCUAACGAAACAUAAUCAAGUGUCUCAUAAGUUUGAUUCCAUUAUAAUUGAAAAAGUAUUAUCAUCAGUUAAAUUAUAUACCGAUCUAGCAUGUCAUUUUGAUUCAGAUUAUCCUACUAGAUUCAUAUGGUGUACAUCAUAUAAUUUUGCCAUUCAACAACUUAUGCUUAAUUUUGAUCAAUUUUCCAAACCACCAAUAGAUCCAUCCAGAAAGCUUGGAUUUUGGGAUAAGAUAAAAUUAAUCCUUCAUGGGAAAUGUGUCAUUAAAACCAGACAGAGUUUAGAAAUCGGAUUCAAGGGUUCAAGAGAUCCAUAUGAUUUAUUCAAUAUUGCAACUGGGUUUGUAUUAUCAUUUAGAAAGAAUGUUGUGUGGACAAUUAAUAAAGAUGAUGAUCCAACUAGUCUUUUUGAUAUUAAUUCUGAUAAAGUGUCUUGGUAUAUUCCAAACUAUCUUGGCGCACCAUUGUUAUCAUGGACAAGAAAGAGUAGCAAAUCGGUAUAUAUGCCCGAUUCACCGAAUUUUAUAAGUAGUUGUUUUGCAUAUUAUUUAGAACCUACCAAUAAUGUGAAGAAGGUGGAUUUAGAUUAUGCGAGAAGGGUAUUUGCCAAGGAUGUUAUUAAUCUUAGUGGAGGAGUUCAUUUCCGAUUAGGGUUUUUGUUUCAGCGGAAAGAUAAAUCAGGUGAAAGAACUGAUCAAUUCAAGCCUCAUUAUGAAGUUUCAUUAUAUCAUCCUGAUUAUUGUGAACCGGGUCAUGAUUCUUAUGAAGGUUUCCGGAGUGAAUAUAUUCACAUGUCGUAUUCAUUGGAUGCUAGUAGUGAACAAAGUUAUAACACAAUUCACUUAACUCCAGGUGUUUUUACUCAAUAUUUCAGUUGGUGGGAUUUAUUUUCAAGUAAUAUGUUGAUUCCAGUUAGAAGAGGACCUAUGUUUGGAGAAACAAAACAAUCAAUUAAAUUCUCGCUGCAUUUAUGUACAAAUAAGUUUUCAUUUUAUUUGAAGUCAUUAUUUAUUUCUCAUGUCUAUCGUGAUGAAAUUAUUGAUUAUAAUGAUGAUAAAGUUGAAUGUAUUGGUAUUCGGGCCAAGAUGGAUUUAUUUUCAGUUGAUUUACAUCAAAGAAAAGAACCAAGAAUUGUAUUUCAUGAAGGAUUAUCAAAGAAUGAAAAUAUAACGAGAAUGAAUUUUAAUGUUGGUGAAGUCCAUUUAUGUGAAUUUGAUUUACGAGUUAUGAAUGCAACAUUUAUUCAAAAUUUACUUUCACAACAACAAAAUGAAUAUGAUGAUUCGAAAUCGAAAUAUGAUAUUUUUGAUAAUGAUAAACAUUGGUUUGAUAUUAAUGAUUACGAAGAAGCUUGUCUUCCAUCCAUAAAGAAUUGUGAUAGGACGGUGAAAGUUAUUCCAUUGAUGUAUUGUCGAAGGUUUUCAUAUGAAAGAGACACCCAUUCUAGUUCAAAUACAAGAUUAUUAAACCAUUAUGAUCAAUUUGGAGAUGAAGUUAUUCAUGAAUGUCGAUUAGGAAAAUUGGAUCCAUUUCAACCACAAGUUGAAGUUUUGAGAUAUAGAGUUGGGGUAUUGCUGAAACAAUUAAAGAGAAAUCAAAAGAAAGGUAAAGAUUCCCGAGAAUUGAUGGAAAGAAUUAAAUAUCUUAAUUCUGAGAUUAAAGAUUUGAAUGAUGAAUGGCAUGGAACUUGUCGGCGACAAUCCACGUUAUCACAAUUGGACAGACUUGAACGGUAUAAUAAUAAAUUUACCUUGUUUAGUAUGUUGUUGAAAUGGAAUUUUAAUUGUAGGAAUCUUGCAUUGAAAUAUAUCCAUUUUGUACAAUUGAAAGCAUCAGUUAGGAAAUUUGCAUCACAUGAAUCAAUAUCCAUGUUGGAAAAGAUUAUUGAUAAGAGUAAUCAAAUAUUAGAAAUGGAAAGUGCGUCACUUGCAUCAGAUGCCAUCAGUAGAUUGGCUAAAGCAGGUAGGUCAUCCGAUCAAUCAAGAAAGAAAGAAUCCACUUCUAAAGAACGAUUAGAGAAUUUUGAUAAUAUAUUAAGAGAAAAGAGAACAACUGAGGAUAUUUCAGAAGAUUAUUUAAUUGAACUUAUAUCCCCACAAAUCCAAUUAGAAAGUACCGAUUGUCCAGAUUCUGUUGUUUUGAUAUCUGCUCCUUCAAUUGAUAGCAAGAUUGUAUCCAUUAUUGAUAAAUACACCACAUCUGAAGUAUUAGAAGAAAGAAUUGGGGUCCUUUUCCGUGAUGCUAGUAUCUUCGUAUUGAAUAAAACUGAUGUUCUCAAUGCUGAUAAUAUCAUAACUUCGGAAACUUGCUAUGGAGCAAAAGGGAAAUGGCCACCUUGGUUAGGUUCUGAAAUCACCAAGAAUGCAAAAUGGGCAGGUGCAAACCAAUUAUUAGUUGAACAGCUAUCAGUUUCACUCUUUUAUACCGAAGUUCAAAUACUAGGAAAUCGAUUGGCUCAGAUUAAUGAUGUAACCUCACAUUUGUCAGUAUUGGAUCAGGGAAACACAAUUGAUGCUCAUGAAGAUAUAGAAGCACCCAAGAAACUUAGAAUUGAUGCACCUUCUGUGAUUGUCUCAUCUACGGCAAGUCAAUAUUUCACAUUGUAUGUGAUUAUCCUUAGUUUGUUGUUCUAUAAUGAACCAAUGAGUAAAGUGAUAGCUAAGAAGUUGGAGAAGUUACAUUUUUCAAUUGAUUUUCUGGAUUUGACUUCAAUGAGUGAGAAAUUGAUCCAAUUGCAGGAUUAUUAUAAGAUGUUGAAUUUGCUUUCUCAUAAUUUUAGUUUUAGACAAGGAGAACUUAAUAAUGAAGGGUUGAAUGAUUAUUUACUGCUUAAUGCUCAAAGAAGAGAAGUGGCUAGUGAUAUCUAUUUGCUAUUGAGGACUUUGUUAACUGGUGAGUAUGCUAAUGAUUCAUCGAAGGCAUUACAACGUUAUUGGUUAGUUAGAGCUGAUGAAGUUAUUUUACAUAUUUUAGAAGAUGAUAGAACUCCAAUUAUUGAUUUAGCAUUGGCAAGAGGAACUUACAAGAGGAAAGAACUUGAAGAUGGUUCAAAUAUCAAUAAACUUGAGAUUGGUAUUGUGCAAGGGUUUAAUCUUAUACCAAAGGCAAGAUAUCCAGAUUUCAUUCUGCCAUUUAAAUUUGAAGAAUCUUUAGGAAGUUUGAUAGAAGUUGAAUGGACUAUGAGAAGAUCAGUUGGUGGGAUUAAAGUUAUCCAAAAUAUUGAAAUUAACUCCUUACCGUUAAAUAUCAAAUUAGAUGAAACAACUGGUGAGAAGUUGAUGAAUUUUAUAUUUGGAUCAAAGGAAAGUCCAAUACUUGAGAUUACGCACGAUUCAAGAUCAAAGGCAUUACAGGAAGACAAAGAUGUUGCUGAAGGAGAAGAUGAUGAUAUAUUUGGAUUUGUUCAUCAGAAUAAAGAUAGUGAUAAAUCUGUUACAAUUGAUUCUAAGGGUAGUAAGAAAAAUAGUGGAUUAGGAUCAGCUUCUCAAUCAACAGAUACUGGCAGUGGUACUACUAAUGGUGAUCAAAUUCGGAAUGAUCAGAUUGAUACAAUGAUUGAGAGAUCUAAGAAAUUCUUUUCCGUGGUUUCUUUAUUAGUCCGGGCUACUUCAUUACAAAUAUCACUUAAACUUAAUAAAGGAUAUAAGAGAAUAUUAAACGUUCAAGAUUUACAAUUAGAUUUACGUGAGAUUCGUAUUCAACAUCAAAUAUUAUCAUUUUUAGAAAUGUCCAAAUUAAUUCAAAAGGAAAUCGUCAAGACUUUAUUAAAUCAUACUGGGAAACUAUUAUCUAAUAAACUUAGUGUAACUAAACGACUGUCAAAGGAAAUAUUAGCUUUACAAAUAAAACCAUUAAAGAAAUAUGCUAGAUUCACCAAAAUAUCAGAAUUACUUGACAGUGGCAAUGAAAGUCAAUAA
Messenger RNA from Hemisphaericaspora subhashii, 7629 nucleotides. RefSeq names its product Fmp27p (gene FMP27). NCBI's taxonomy places the organism in Eukaryota, Fungi, Ascomycota, Pichiomycetes, Serinales, Debaryomycetaceae. Bases 1 to 7629 code for a protein of 2542 amino acids. The record is from RefSeq and is a predicted model, not a curated record. The transcript has 2 exons.